Molecule: messenger RNA, 2166 nt
Organism: Hemiscyllium ocellatum (epaulette shark)
Lineage: Eukaryota; Metazoa; Chordata; Chondrichthyes; Orectolobiformes; Hemiscylliidae
Product: tubby protein homolog
Exons: 15
Coding region: 1-1980 (659 amino acids)
Biological process (GO): protein localization to cilium
Cellular component (GO): cilium
Source: RefSeq, a predicted model, not a curated record
AUGUCAUCGAUGGGCGUUCCAUGCUUUGUGACGCCCGGUUGCCGCAGGAACCGAUGGCCAAUGGGAAGCCGCGGAUCUGUUUGUGGCGCCGCCCCCGGAAUGAAGCCGGAAGCGGCGGUGGAGCAGCAUGUCCGCCUUGUACCUGAGCACCGGCACCAUGGCCAGGUACCGGGGAGUGGGGUUACUGGGAGUGUGAUGGAUGAAGAUGGACAGAGCCUGCGCCGUCAGAAACUUGACAAUCAGUGGAAUCUUCUCAAACAGAAGCAGAGACGGAAGCGACAGGACAUCCUGAUGGUGCAGGCAAAUCCAGAGGCGAAGGUGAAGCCCAGGCAGCCCCGGAAAGCUGAGGAGCAGGUCUCAUUGUUCAAAACGCACAGCAUCAGUCUGCUGUCAGAUCUCUCCUGCAAGAUUCCAGCGGAGGAAAUUGCCAUCUCUCAUCUACAGUUAGAGUCCCUCGACAAUGGGGAUGGCUCGUUUCUUGACAGAGACAUUUGCGAAGUGGCUAAAAUCAACAGGGAACAAACGUGGGAUCUGGGAAAAGAUAUCCUGGAAGUGGACGUGGAGGAACUGGACGGGGAUGGGACAGAGAAUCUGAGUACUUGCUUGGAAUUCAGAGAAACAACAACAAGGACCAAGAGAGCUGAGAGAGUGGGGAAAGAAAUGUUGGAUGCCAAUCCGAGAGAGCUCGAUCAGACGGUCAAACUGCAAACUCCUUUGAAGGUGAAAUCCCAACCAGGAGCAAAUCGAGAGAAAAGGCCGAGAUGGAAAGAAGCAUUCCCAGUGACAGAAACUCCGAUUCCGGACUCUAACUCUGGCACAAACUCUUCACCGCUUGUUACCUCCCGGAUGGUGAAGAAGAAGAAACCAAAAAGGACAGGAGUCAAUGACUGCACUGUCCAGGAAGAGCUGCAGGAGGUUGAGGAGAGGGUUGAGAUUUUUACGGUGGAGGAAUCGAGUGAAGACCAGGAGGAGGAGCUCACUGCCCUGACAGUCUCAGCAAAACGGAACAGAGGAACCAAGAUAAGAGCUCAUUCACAAAAGACGCUCAGUGAGGAUGAGACUGAGGAUGAAAAGGAGACGGAUGAGGAUGGGAAAGAGACAGAGGAAACUGGAAGUGUCUGUCCAUGGAUUCAUGGCUGUGAACAGCCAGACCCAUCUUCAGGGAAAACUGAAAAUCCCAGAAGUGAAAGUGUCUCAGUUAAAGUGGGAAACCUGGAGGAAUUUGCUUUCAGACCUGCUCCACAAGGAACGGUUAUAAAAUGUCGGAUCACCAGAGACAAGAAGGGGAUGGACAAGGGGAUGUUUCCAACCUAUUACCUGCACAUGGAGAGAGAGGAUGAGAAAAAGGUAUUCUUGAUGGCUGGGCGAAAACGCAAAAAGAGCAAAACAUCGAAUUAUCUCAUUUCGACUGACCCAACAAACCUGUCCCGCACAGGAGAGAGCUUCAUCGGAAAGUUGAGGUCCAAUGUCCUUGGGACUAAGUUCACUGUGUUUGAUAAUGGAGUCAAUCCAGAGAAGACGCCCAUGGUGCCAGAGAAUGUGACUCUUCGGGAAGAGAUAGUAGCUGUAUGUUAUGAAACCAACAUUCUUGGAUUUAAAGGACCACGGAAGAUGACGGUGAUUAUCCCGGGAAUGAAUCUGGACGGUGAGAGAGUUUCCAUUCGACCCAAGAAUGAACAUGAGACUUUGCUGACACGAUGGCAGAAUAAAAACAUGGAAAAUAUAAUCGAGUUGCACAACAAAUCUCCCACCUGGAAUGAAGACACUCAGUCUUAUGUCCUGAACUUCCAUGGUCGUGUGACACAGGCUUCUGUGAAGAAUUUCCAGAUUAUCCAUUCUAAUGACCCUGAUUACAUUAUUAUGCAGUUUGGCCGGGUCGCUGAUGAUGUCUUCACUAUGGAUUAUAACUACCCGAUGUGUCCCAUUCAGGCGUUUGCAGUGGCCCUAUCCAGUUUUGACAGUAAACUGGCAUGUGAGUAAUCCUCACAAACUGCCAGCAGACAGGAACUGGACAAAAUCAGUCCUUGAAUUUUCCAAGACCAGGAACGUAGGAGAAGAUACAAGCACCAGGAGCUGUGUAAUACAGAGAUCCAGGAAUAUGCUGCAGAUUUUUCAGAAUCUCUGACUCUAAAUCUGAGACAAUGUUUGAAAAACGGUGUCAGAAAU